AUGUCAAGUCAUACAGGUGGCCAUGGGCCGCACGCUAACAGCCACCACCAUCAUCAUCACGGCUCGCACGGACAAGAACAACGUAUUGGCAAAUACCAAAUUAUCAAGACUCUGGGGGAAGGGUCUUUUGGGAAAGUGAAACUGGCAUACCACGUCACAACAGGCCAGAAAGUAGCUCUGAAGAUCAUCAACAAAAAAGUGUUGGCCAAGAGUGACAUGCAGGGCCGCAUAGAGCGAGAAAUUUCAUACCUCCGGUUGCUAAGACACCCGCAUAUCAUCAAGCUCUACGAUGUCAUCAAGUCAAAGGACGAAAUUGUGAUGGUUAUCGAAUACGCCGGUAACGAGCUGUUCGACUACAUUGUGCAACGCGACAAGAUGAGUGAGAACGAAGCACGUCGGUUUUUCCAGCAGAUCAUUAGUGCUGUAGAGUACUGUCAUCGUCACAAGAUCGUACACAGAGACUUGAAGCCGGAGAACUUGCUUCUGGACGAACAUUUGAACGUCAAGAUUGCCGAUUUCGGACUGUCGAACAUCAUGACGGAUGGUAACUUUUUGAAAACUUCGUGUGGUUCGCCCAAUUAUGCGGCUCCCGAAGUUAUUAGUGGGAAAUUAUAUGCGGGUCCCGAAGUCGACGUAUGGUCGUCUGGGGUUAUUCUGUACGUGAUGUUGUGUCGUAGACUGCCGUUUGACGACGAGAGCAUCCCCGUGUUGUUCAAGAACAUCAGUAAUGGUAUCUAUACGCUGCCCAAAUUUUUGUCACCGGGUGCCUCCAAUUUGAUCAAACGGAUGCUGAUCGUCAACCCACUCAACAGAAUCACAAUCCAUGAAAUAAUGCAGGAUGAGUGGUUCCGGGUAGACAUGUCCGAUUACUUGUUGCCCGCUGAUUUGAGAUCGGAAGGCGACGUGCAUAACGACGGUGACCAUCAUGGUCAAGGUGACGACGAAGAUGUGGAAGAAGUGGACGACUCGCUAGUGACUAUGCUGACGAAAACGAUGGGCUACGAUCGAGACGAAAUUUAUGAAGCAUUGGAAUCCGAAGAGGAUAAUCCGGCUCUCAAAGAAAUAAGAGACGCUUACUCGUUGAUCAAAGAGAAUAAAUCUCUGAUUGACGAUUUGAAAAAUAACAGAGACCAAAGCAGCGAACUCGACACAUUUCUGUCGCAAUCGCCUCCCACAUACGAUCUCAAACCACAACGGUCUCCCGCGGGUUCCAACCCGUCGCAUGGCUCACGAAACCACCGUCAUGUGAAGAGAAGCCAACAGCGCACUUACCAAUCGCCAUUUGUCGACCAAGAGAAAGACGAGGACAGCACAAUUGCCAUUUUGCCGAGCUCGCUGCCCCAAAUGCACCGCGCAAACAUGCUGGCGGAAGGAUCUCCUGCUGCUACCAAAAUCUCUCCGCUCAGCACCAAAAAAUCGAAAACCAGGUGGCAUUUUGGGAUCAGGUCUCGUUCUUAUCCGCUGGACGUGAUGGGCGAAAUCUACAUCGCAUUGAAAAAUCUGGGGGCGCAAUGGGCAAAGCCGUCCGAAGACGACUUGUGGACCAUUCGUGUGAGAUGGAAAUACGACACCAAACAGCCUGCCAACGAGAAGAUCCCAGAUCUCAUGAAGAUGGUCAUCCAGCUGUUCCAGAUCGAAGCCAACAACUACCUGGUGGAUUUCAAAUUUGAUGGCUGGGAGAACAGCUACGGGGAGUCCACUCCUGCUGCUAACGAAGACGAGAUGAGCACAUUUUCUGCGUAUCCAUUUCUGCAUCUCACCACCAAACUCAUAAUGGAGUUGGCCGUCAACAGUCAAGGUGGAUAG
Molecule: messenger RNA, 1806 nt
Organism: Lachancea sp. 'fantastica'
Lineage: Eukaryota; Fungi; Ascomycota; Saccharomycetes; Saccharomycetales; Saccharomycetaceae
Source: the annotation of a GenBank genome assembly